AUGCCAGUGUAUUGUGUUGAUGUGUAUAGAAGGGGCUUUGGACACAGUGGCGUGUACACCAUCUACCCUGCAGGAACAAGCUGUGAGGACCAACCUGAGGGGGGGAAAUGGACCGUGAUCCAGGAGAGAAAGGAUGGGACAGUGAACUUUUACCAUGGAUGGGACCAAUACAGGAGUGGGUUUGGGCAGGCAUCUGGAGAGUACUGGUUAGGCCUAGAAAACACCCAUCUCCUCACUCAGAGGAAGAAGUAUGAGUUGAGGGUGGACCUGGGGGACUUCGAAGGGGCUAAAGCCCACGUGCAGUACUCCUCCUUCUCUGUCGACUCUGAGCAUGAAGGAUACAAGCUGCAUUUAAGUGGCUUCAAAGAUGGAGGUGCUGGUGAGUCUAAAGAACAUUACAAUGGGCAGAAGUUCUCCACCUUCGAUAAAGACCAGGACACUCACACUUCAAACGGUGCUAAAUCAUAUCUAGGAGGAUGGUGGUAUGGAGAAUGCCACAGUGUCAAUCCCAACGGGGUAUAUCUAUGGGGCGACUCAAUCUAUUGUAUUGGUAUCAACUGGAUGUAUUGGAAAGGUUAUAAAUACUCUUUAAACGCCAUUGAAAUGAAGAUAAGGCCUGUGGUAUAA
Messenger RNA from Oncorhynchus nerka (sockeye salmon), 627 nucleotides. RefSeq names its product microfibril-associated glycoprotein 4-like. The transcript is spliced from 4 exons. NCBI's taxonomy places the organism in Eukaryota, Metazoa, Chordata, Actinopteri, Salmoniformes, Salmonidae. Gene Ontology annotation, biological process: elastic fiber assembly. The coding region runs from base 1 to 627 and encodes 208 amino acids. The record is from RefSeq and is a predicted model, not a curated record.